AUGGCUCUCUACGACAACGCAGGAAGGAUCCCACGACGGGCUGCAGAUGGCUCCUUGGUGGCGCUCUUCGUUCUCGCGAUUCUCUCAGCAUCAUGCCGCUUCUUGGUGCGAUUGCACUACCAAAGGCGUCUCUUCUGGGACGAUGCCAUGCUGGCAUUCGCGAUUCUCCUCCUCAUUACGUGUGUCGGCCUCUGGUUCAGCUAUGUCGAUGAUAUGUAUCUGGCGGAGUCGGUCAUGCUAGGCCAGUUCACUGCCGAUAUGGACAUGACGACCAUCAUUCCGCGAGCAAUUCGCCUGCACAAACUGAGCGACGUUUCCCUCGUUCUGACCUGGACAUGCCUCAAUUCCGUCAAGCUCAGCUUUGUGCUGUUCUUCGGCACCUUGACCACUCGAGCGAGUAGACUGAGGUGGUAUUGGUGGGGUGUUCUUAUCUUCACCAUUGUCACCUGGGCCGGAGGUCUUCCUCUGGAAAUUGUAGCUUGCCCGUAUUUCGACGAGCGAUCCCUCACUUGCGCCGCCGGAAGCAGUUACAAUAAGACCAUCGGAAUUGCUGCGACCUUGGUUGCGCUCAACAUCUGCUCGGACCUUCUCAUCUUCAGCAUCCCGUGCCUCAUUUUGCACAGAAUCACAGUUCCUCUUCGCACCAAGAUCUACCUUGGCCUCUCUCUGUGCCUCUCGGUGAUGACCAUCAGCAUCACCAUUGUCCGAGUGUCGGGCCUGAAGGUCCCCGGUCUGCGAGCUGUGGAUGUUGUCUGGCAAGUCUACUGGCAGUACGUCGAGGUCUGCAUCGGCAUCAUGGUCGUCUCCGCGACCGCAUUCAGGACCUUCUUCGUCCAGCGCGCCGCACGAUCUUCAGCAAAGCGAUCGACACCACGCGACUACGUCUUCUCGCAGCGUUUCCGCCAGAAGUUUAUGCGCAGGUCCGGCGAGCCCAAGGAAGACUUCAACGGUCUUCCGUCGCACUUCCCUGGAGCAACGAUGACCGGAAUGAGGACUUAUAUUGAUGAAAACGGCGAGCCGAAGAACGUCAGUACCCUAGCGAGCAGCGUUUCGCGGGAGAGCGAGGAGGAGCCUUUGCAGCCUCCUGAGAUGGUUCACUCCAGGGUGUAG
Messenger RNA from Trematosphaeria pertusa, 1110 nucleotides. RefSeq lists its product as uncharacterized. Lineage: Eukaryota; Fungi; Ascomycota; Dothideomycetes; Pleosporales; Trematosphaeriaceae. The coding region runs from base 1 to 1110 and encodes 369 amino acids. The transcript has 4 exons. The record is from RefSeq and is a predicted model, not a curated record.